Scatophagus argus is the source of this 6866-nucleotide messenger RNA. RefSeq names its product phospholipid-transporting ATPase IH-like. Lineage: Eukaryota; Metazoa; Chordata; Actinopteri; Scatophagidae. Gene Ontology annotation, biological process: phospholipid translocation. Gene Ontology annotation, molecular function: ATP hydrolysis activity; ATP binding; magnesium ion binding. The coding region runs from base 535 to 4146 and encodes 1203 amino acids. The transcript is spliced from 30 exons. The record is from RefSeq and is a predicted model, not a curated record. Gene Ontology annotation, cellular component: plasma membrane; trans-Golgi network; recycling endosome.
GUAGAGGUUAUUUUCAGUGCGGUAUUCAGAUUAUUUUAGAGCCGAGUGAAGAUCCGUGCGCAUGCGUGCUGUAGUCAUCUGACGGCUGAGCGCUGUGGACGCUUUGCUGUGCCGCUUCACCGAGGGCCACCGCUGUAACGUAACACAGAGCGGGACACAGACAGCCUCCAUGAGGGACCAUCUCCUGCAAGAUCAAAGCUGUUCAACGGACGAGGAGUAACCGCUAAAGACUACCCAGAGGUUUGGCGCUUUGCAUGCGGUGAACCUUUUCCUGAAAUGUAGCCAGCAGCGUGAGUGUGGGUUGUUGUAAUCUCUCGGUCGCUGCAUGGCUCUUCCCGGGGAUGCCAUGAAAAUCAGAACAGCCGACUGAGAGACCGCUGUUCCUCGCUAUCACAGACACGGCGGCGGCGGUGCUGCUGGUGGUGAGCGAUGGAUACUGGUGGAAAGAUCCACUUUAGGUAGCGCUAACGAGGAUCCAAGGAGUGCCGAACGUCUCUGUCGCACGGUUUAGUCGCCGCCGGAGCUGUCUAAAGGAUGGAUUUCACCCUGCUCCGGAAUAUCAUCAGCAGAUACUGUGUGGGGGAGGAGAUCUGGGUGGACAGUCGGACGGUGUACAUCGGGCAUAAAGAACCCCCUCCGGGAGCUGAGGCCUACAUCCCUCAGCGUUACCCCGACAACCGCAUCGUCUCCUCCAAGUAUACCUUCUGGAACUUCAUUCCCAAGAAUUUGUUUGAGCAGUUCAGAAGAAUUGCAAACUUCUACUUCUUGGUUAUAUUUCUUGUCCAGCUUAUCAUCGACACCCCCACCAGCCCAGUCACCAGCGGCCUGCCCCUAUUCUUUGUUAUCACUGUCACCGCCAUAAAACAGGGCUAUGAGGACUGGCUCAGGCACAAAGCUGACUGCUCUAUAAAUGAGUGUCCGGUGGAUGUGGUGCAGCAGGGGAAGGUGGUGAGGACACAGAGUCACAAGCUACGGGUGGGGGACAUUGUGGUGGUGAAGGAGGACGAGACUUUCCCAUGUGACCUCAUCCUGCUCUCCUCCAGCCGCCAUGAUGGGACCUGCUACGUCACCACCACCAGUCUGGACGGGGAGUCCAGUCACAAGACCUAUUAUGCUGUACCAGAUACCAUGGCCUUUAGAACGGAGCAGGAGGUGGAUUCACUACAUGCCACUAUUGAAUGUGAACAACCACAACCUGACCUCUACAAAUUUGUGGGACGCAUCAGUAUUUACAAGGACAAAGAAGAGCCUGUGGCUAGACCACUUGGGGCAGAGAACUUGCUCCUCAGAGGAGCCACACUGAAGAACACUCAACAUAUUUAUGCUGUCGCAGUCUACACUGGCAUGGAGACGAAGAUGGCACUUAAUUACCAGUCUAAAUCUCAGAAGCGCUCCGCUGUAGAAAAGUCGAUGAAUGCCUUCCUGAUAGUGUAUCUGUGCAUCCUGAUCAGUAAAGCGGUGAUCAACACUGUUCUGAAGUACGCUUGGCAGUGGUCUCCUGACCGAGACGAGCCCUGGUACAACCACAGGACUGAGAAUGAGCGCCAGCGCCAUGUGGUGAUCAGAGCAUUUACAGACUUCCUGGCCUUCAUGGUCUUAUUUAACUACAUCAUCCCAGUGUCUAUGUAUGUGACAGUGGAGAUGCAGAAAUUCCUUGGCUCCUAUUUCAUCACCUGGGAUGAGGAAAUGUUUGACGAAGAGCUGGGAGAGGGAGCUCAGGUCAACACCUCUGACCUGAAUGAAGAGCUGGGGCAGGUGGAGUAUGUGUUUACUGAUAAGACGGGCACUCUGACUGAGAACAACAUGGAGUUUAUUGAAUGCUGUGUCGAUGGGAACGUCUACAUCCCGCACGCCAUCUGCAACGGCCAAAUCCUCAGCGCUGCCUCGAGUAUAGACAUGAUUGAUUCCUCACCUGGAGGAUACAGGAAAGAACAUGAGGAUCUGUUUUUUCGGGCGCUGUGUCUGUGUCACACGGUGCAGGUGAAGGAGGAGGAGACGGUGGACGGCAUCAAGAGGGGCAUACACCAGGGACGGCCCACCUCCUUCUACAUCUCCUCCUCACCGGAUGAGGUGGCUUUGGUUGAGGGAAUGAAAAGACUGGGUUACACCUAUCUGAGGCUGAAGGACAACUACAUGGAGAUUCUCAACAAAGACGAUGAGAUUGAGAGGUUUGAGCUGCUCCAUGUACUGAACUUUGACUCGGUCCGGAGGAGAAUGAGUGUCAUUGUCAAAUCAAGCUCAGGAGAAUACCUGCUGUUUUGUAAGGGGGCAGAUUCGUCCAUUUUUCCUCGGGUGGUGUCCGGGAAGGUGGAGCAGGUUAAAGCCCGGGUGGAGCAGAAUGCUGUUGAGGGGCUGCGGACUCUGUGUGUCGCCUACCGAAGGCUGUCGCAGUCAGAGUACGAGGAGGCGUGUCAUCACCUGACCGAAGCCAAGCUGGCCCUGCAGGACAGGGAGCAGAGGCUGGCGCAGGCCUAUGACAUCAUUGAGAGGGACUUUGUGCUUUUGGGUGCUACGGCAGUGGAGGACAGGCUCCAGGAGAAAGCCGCAGACACCAUUGAGUCCCUGCACAAGGCAGGGAUGAAGGUUUGGGUCCUGACAGGGGACAAGAUGGAGACAGCAGCUGCUACCUGCUACGCCAGCAAGCUGUUUCGCCGCAGCACCCAGAUCCUGGAGUUGACCAAGAAACGCACGGAGGAGCAGAGUCUGCACGAUGUGCUGUUCGAACUAAACAGGACUGUUCUCAGACAGCGCUCUAUUUCUGGGUUGUCAGUAGACUGUCUUGAUUUUGGUCUGAUCAUCGACGGGGCCACUCUGUCUGCAGUACUAAAGCCCAACCAGGAGGGUGCCGGGCCUGGAAACUACAAAGAUAUUUUUCUAGAGAUCUGUCGCAACUGUAGCGCUGUGCUCUGCUGUCGCAUGGCACCACUGCAGAAAGCACAGAUUGUGAAGCUAAUUAAAGCUUCCAAGGAGCACCCCAUAACCCUCGCUAUCGGCGAUGGAGCCAACGAUGUCAGCAUGAUCUUGGAAGCACAUGUGGGCAUUGGCAUCAUGGGCAAAGAAGGCCGACAAGCAGCAAGGAACAGCGACUAUGCCAUCCCGAAGUUCAAACACCUGAAGAAGAUGCUACUUGUUCAUGGCCACUAUUACUACAUCCGAAUCGCUGAACUUGUUCAGUACUUCUUCUACAAGAAUGUAUGCUUCAUCUUCCCUCAGUUCCUGUAUCAGUUCUUCUGUGGGUUCUCCCAGCAGCCUCUGUACGACACCGCCUAUUUGACGUUGUACAACAUUAGCUUCACCUCCCUUCCCAUCCUCCUCUACAGCCUAGUUGAGCAGCACGUCACCAUGGAGACACUUAAGAGGGAGCCCUCCUUGUACAGGGACAUAGCGAAGAACUCCCUCCUCCGCUGGCCUGUCUUCCUGUAUUGGACAUGCCUGGGUGUGUUUGACGCUGUUAUCUUCUUCUUUGGUGCCUACUUCCUGUUUGACAACACCACCUUCACCAGCAACGGCCAGCUUAUGACCACCAACACACAGAUGAUGUUCGGGAACUGGACCUUUGGAACUCUUGUCUUCACUGUGCUGGUGUUCACUGUUACACUCAAGCUUGCCUUGGACACACACCACUGGACCUGGAUCAAUCACUUUGUCAUCUGGGGGUCACUACUUUUCUACGUUAUUUUCUCUCUUCUCUGGGGAGGCAUCAUUUGGCCCUUCCUGAACUACCAGAGGAUGUACUACGUGUUCAUGCAGAUGUUGUCCAGCGGUCCAGCCUGGCUCAGCAUCAUUCUGCUUAUUACAGUCAGCUUGCUGCCAGAUGUCAUCAAGAAGGUCCUCUGCAGGGCGGUGUGUCCCACAGCCACCGAACGUGCACAGGAUCAUGAGAAGCAGUCGCGGGAUGGCGUGGCCGAGUUGACUCCACUGUCCUCUCGCCGCUCCUACAAAGGCACGAGCACGGACUCCUCUCACCUCCACGUCGGCGCCGUGGAGAUGCUGGCGCUCCGCAGGUCUGAUCCCCUUCCCCAGAAACUACUGGCCCACUUGGCGGAAGGGGGAGGGGCAGACUUGUGCUCUCUGAGCCCCUACGUACUCCGACUGUCAGGGGCGGGAUUUGCCUACUACGCUCCAGGGCCGGAGACCUCUGUAUGAACACGAGUGCACACUCUGAAACUAUGUGUCUGUGUGGGUUCAAACAUACAGUAUAUACCACAAUGUGCGACCAAGACCCGCAUCUCAAGGAUCAAGGAUUUCUAGAGCAAAAUACAAACAUGUUCACACACCUCGCUGAGUUCACCAUGUGCAUUUUCUGGGCUACACCUGAGUGGACAACCCUUUAGAUACUGUAGCCCUGACACCUCAUCUUCAUGGUUUGGUUACAGGUUUUUGUUUCAAUGUAGUCCCUGUCUUAGUCUCAUCAACGGUUCCUAUCCAAACUCUCACAUGACAAAGUUUAAGAACGAAAGGGGAACCAUGUGCGAAUGUGUUGUUUUGUGCACUACAAAUUGUCCUGUUUCACCCUGGUUUCAACAUGUCAACAAGUUGGACCUUUUUGUAUUCCUUGUCCUCAUUUUCAGUCUCUUGUUCUUGCCUGUUCCUCCACUUUUGUGUCCUUUUUGCUUCUUUGUAAAUGUUUGUUGAAAACAUUUAUGUACAGUAUAUGGUCUGGCCAAGUAUGGGGCUGCUGUCAAGCUCAGCCCUUUUAGGUGUGUGUACGUGUGCAUGUGUGCGAGCGUAUGCAUGAAUCUGCCUGUUACUGUAUGUUUGUAUGUGACACACGUCUGCCUUACAGGUAACCACACAGCAGCAGGCCAGGAGCCAAAAGAGGUGGAAAAAAAUAAAGCAGAAGUGGUGUAUUACAAAGCCUUACACUCACACACACACUCGUUAACAGAAGGAGAGAAACGGGGAAAAUCUGAAGAGGGAUGUGCAGUAUUCUAGCCACCCUGCCUUAAUUCAUAGAUACUCAUAUUUAGUGUGUAUUUCUAGGUCAGUUUAAGCAUGUGUGAGUGGACAGUGUGUCUUAUUCCUCUUCUUUUGCCGUCAUGAUUGCGUGGACUUUUGUUUGUCUCGUGUAGCAUGUCUGAUCUCUCUGCUGCAUGCUGAUUUGUCCUCCUCUCAGCUCUUCCUUAUCCUCCUUCGUCCCAAACCUCAUUCAUCACAAAUCACAUACACCUUUUUAUUUUAUACUGGCCCACUCCUGCCUCCAUGUGGCCGUGUCGGGUAACAGCAGCAGCCUGAGACAGAUGGAGUCUUUAUUCAUUUCUGUCCUAAAUGACACACUCUUCCUGUCUGUUGCAUUGUGCCUGUGUGUUUGCUGCCAUACUCUGUGUUAUGCAGAAGUCGGCGUGAGAAUGCUAAUGCCAUUUUGUAACAUGAUAAAUUGUUUUUUCUUUUCCUCUGUGUUGCAUUAAUCCAUGAGUUUUUUGGUAUUGUUCUAAAAUUAUUGAUGGCAGCCACUGUUGAUGUAUGGAUGUAAAUGAAGAUCUUUUGAUAUAUAUAGUAGUGAAAAGGGGCGUUAAAUAUCUAUAUAUAGUCUGCUGUAAGUAGGAAGGAGACUUGAAUCGGCGAUGUCACAAUCAAACCAAUAGAAUGUUGAACUGAUUUGUCCAUCAUGUCCUCCAGCUGAAGAUUGUAGCUCAUUAUGGAUGAACCGUUUUUCUGCAUUUCUAACAUCUGAAGUCCUCUUUGUCCAAAGCAUAUCUGUCGUGUUGCACAGAAAGUAACUGACUCUGGAAGUCUCGAAUGUCAGAUUCUGAAGCAUUUUUGUAUGUUUAUUUUCAUACACAUCACCCUCUGCCAACAUGUAUAGAUUUAGUAACAGGUGUUCUUUUUCAACGGGGGCACAGAUGUUCAUCAGUUUGGUUGGAAGUCUGGAUUUCUCUUUUUCAGUUUUCACUCAAGGCCCACAAGCCUCCACGUGUGUUUGGACUUUGGGGCUCAACGUCCUGACCUCAGUAGAUUAAUAAAUGAGCCUCGGUGCUUGUUAUGCAGUGUCCCACCUCACUGUGCUGUUGCCAUACUGUAUCCAGACAUAUUCUACAUACCACAGUCCUACCACAAUAGUGCUGUAAGGUCUGUUUUUCUUUAAUAGUGUAAUGUGGAUCUCUUUGUCGUGAUUCUUCAGACACAGUUUGUUAGCCGAGUUCUCCACAGCUCAAUUUUUCACAACUUCCUACUUGUCAUUUUUGUGUUGUCCAUUCUGAAUAUUUCUUUUGUUACUUUUUUAUCCCAGAGAGAAUACUAUAUUUUAACUCCGGUAGAAUGUAUGUUCAAGUUUGUAACCAAAAUGAGAGCAACAUAUACAUUAUAUGAUUCAUUAGAGAUUUACCAAUAUGUCUACACACUGCACUUUCUUCUACAACUAAUCAGUUUUUCCCCCCUAAAGCAAGGUCUGCAGUCGGCUGGGGUUUAUACGCAUUCACUCCUCCUCACAAGUUAUUUUUCUAAAAAAGUGUAGUGAGUGAGAAAAAAAGUGACCAAAUAACUUGACUAGGAAUGGACUGUCUGUAGGUGUGGGCCUCUGUCUCAAAUGGGUUUCUCGCACCAGCCUUUUACUGCUGACCAGAAUGUCAAACUGCUUUUUUAAGUCCAUCAGCAGAACAGCAGGUGCUCCUCCUGUCAUUCCUGAGCUUAUCAAAGGUCUGAAAUGUCGACUUCUGUGCUCUGAGCAGCACGCCUCAUAUCAUACCUUCAGUACAGCACUGUUUGUAUUACUAAACAGGUUUUGAGAAGUUCUCUUUUUUUCUUUUUUUUUUUUUGGGAUACAAUUUUAAAAGUUCACCUGUUGACUUUUUGCCAGCCUGUCUGUAGCAAAUGAGGACAAAGCACUGUAUUGUCAUUCUGCUUGUAAUAAAGAAAGAGUGAAAACA